GAGCCGCUCGGCGGUUCCGGGCGAGGUCCGGAUCAUGGCGGUGGACGACGCGGGCCAGCGACUGGAGGCGGGUCGUCUGACGCUGGGCGCGAAGGCGGCGGUCGAGUUCGAGAUCGAUGCGCUGGAGUCCGGGAACACGUCGCUGGGUCUGACGGGGACGGGCCCCGGGGAGGGCGACUGGCGUCUGGAGCUGACGACGGAGCUGGACAUCGAGGCGCGGGCGUACGCGCGGUCGGAGGGUUUUCUGACGGCGCUGCACGACGCGGCGCUGGUGGCGGGCGAGGUCGAGCUGCCGCUGUUCCACCCCGGCGGCGACGCGCGG
Molecule: messenger RNA, 322 nt
Organism: Geodia barretti
Lineage: Eukaryota; Metazoa; Porifera; Demospongiae; Tetractinellida; Geodiidae
Source: the annotation of a GenBank genome assembly